AUGUGUAGGGGUUGUCCCCCUAUCAUUCUUGGCGGUCUUACCUUAUCCUAUCCUCGCAACGUCAGGGGAUUGCCUCCUCGGUUGCAGAGCCCUGGAUGUGUAGGGGUUGUCCCCCUAUCAUUCUUGGCGGUCUUACCUUAUCCUAUCCUCGCAACGUCAGGGGAUUGCCUCCUCGGUUGCAGAGCCCUGGAUGGGAUUGCCUCCUCGGUUGCAGAGCCCUGGAUGUGUAGGGGUUGUCCCCCUAUCAUUCUUGGCGGUCUUACCUUAUCCUAUCCUCGCAACGUCAGGGGAUUGCCUCCUCGGUUGCAGAGCCCUGGAUGUGUAGGGGUUGUCCCCCUAUCAUUCUUGGCGGUCUUACCUUAUCCUAUCCUCGCAACGUCAGGGGAUUGCCUCCUCGGUUGCAGAGCCCUGGAUGUGUAG
This is a messenger RNA of Nezara viridula (southern green stink bug), 420 nucleotides long. NCBI's taxonomy places the organism in Eukaryota, Metazoa, Arthropoda, Insecta, Hemiptera, Pentatomidae. The record is from the annotation of a GenBank genome assembly.